This is a messenger RNA of Rotaria sp. Silwood1, 333 nucleotides long. The record is from the annotation of a GenBank genome assembly. NCBI's taxonomy places the organism in Eukaryota, Metazoa, Rotifera, Eurotatoria, Philodinida, Philodinidae.
AUGCGUUAUACUCAUAGAGAUAUUCCACGAACAUUUGAAGUACCAUUCGGUAAAUGGCUAAUUCCGAUCAUAGGUUCCUUGCUUUGUAUACUUCUUAUGAAAGGUAUAACAAAACCAACAGGUUACCGAUUCCUAGCAUGGACAGUAUUGGGUCAAAUAAUUUAUUUUUCUUAUGGAUUUUGGCAUUCUAAACGACGAAAAUUGAUGAAAAGUAAAUAUGUUUCAAGUACGGUCGAGCUGCUACCAACAGUAGAAACUGUUAUGGGACAAUAUGCACAAAAUGAAUCUCAAGGGAAUUUAGUCUUCGAAAACAACUUUGAAAGUGAAGCAUAA